UGUCGAACGGUUGCCAUAAGCAACCGACGGCAAUUUUCACAAGGGAGGAUUAUCCCUAAUUACAGAAUUAGUUGAAAUCCUAAAAAACAACCUUUGUCUUCCUAUAUGCCCCAUAGAUUACGUGUGCCCUACUCUUACUGUAUACUGUACAUAAUCUCGAUCCUUCCUUCCACUCGGAUCUAAGUAGUACUCCUACCACACAAGAAUACUUCGUCCAAGAGAAAAACGAACUUGGCUGCCAAGAUACCUGCAACUAAAACGCGUAGGAUUUCCUAUCCGACUCGGUUCCUGCCUUCCUGGCCUCGCCUUACAUAUACGCUACCAUAAUGCACGAAUCGGGAGCCGAGCAAUCGAUCGAGCACUGACGAACCCGGCCGAUCGACUCCCCAACCAGCGGCGCUCCCGACGCGCGCGCCUCCGUGCGGACCAGAGAUGACGAUGUCCGGGCGAUACAUGGCGUGCGGCCACUGCGGCGGCCUCCGCCGCGUCAGGGUGGAGGGCGAGUUCGUCUCGUGCGACUCGUGCGGCAAGGUCCUGCAGCAGCGGGGCCGGAAACAGCGUGCCGUGGACGCGGAGGCUCGGCGGCGGCGGCGGCGGCGCUGGCUGGGGGCCAGGAAGAGACGGGACGACCGCGCGGUGGCCGGUGGCGGAGGCAUGGUCGUCGGACGGGAAGCAUCUGACGCCGAGUCCGACACCGGUUGCGUUUCUUCCGUGGAAUCGUCGUCGUAGUGAUCGCGUCAUCCUCGGCCGAUGUUUUAGAGCAGCGUGGACUCUGGCGCUAGACAACGUCACCGAACAAAAAUAUCAACGAUAUGUUUGGGAAGGUUGCAAUCAAGCCUGUUUGUAAGCACUGUGUGUUGUCAAAUAUCCUGGCUGAGUUGGUCUUUGGAGGUCAGACAGACAGGUGGGAGUAGAUCAGUUAGAGAGUAGUUAGCGUGUGAGUUUUGAUGGGUGCACUGCUGACCGUACGUUUCACUUGUUUUUUUUUUAAAGAUCCAGCGAUCGCUGGCUUGUAUUAUGUAUUAGAAAGCAAGAUAGCACACUUGGUGGGUGCACUGCUGACCCAACGUUUCAUUUGUGAAUUGCGAUUCUCUCCAAAAGAAACAUUUCACCUA
Messenger RNA from Hordeum vulgare subsp. vulgare (domesticated barley), 1115 nucleotides. RefSeq lists its product as uncharacterized. NCBI's taxonomy places the organism in Eukaryota, Viridiplantae, Streptophyta, Magnoliopsida, Poales, Poaceae. The transcript has a single exon. The record is from RefSeq and is a predicted model, not a curated record. Bases 433 to 729 code for a protein of 98 amino acids.